AUGUACAAGAAUGAAAUAAAAAAUAUAAAGAAGCAAAUAGAAGAACACGACAAGAAGCGCUAUGAAGGUGCGGCUGUGAGGACACGCACUCUACAACUAAUUGAAGGAGAACAGCCUACGAAGAGGUACCUACAUGCCGAACGAGAGUAUGUGAAGAAAAAGUCGGUGUCAUUGCUAAUACUGAACGGCCAGGAACUGAAGAAUGAAACUCUUUCAAAAUCUAUCCCCGUUUUACGCUCAGUACGCCAAGGCUGCCCAAUGUCACCGCUACUUUUUAAUAUCUACUUAGAGCCACUCUGCAGGGUCAUCAUCAACGACACAAAGAUACAAGGUUUUCAACUUCAUGCCAGCGAAGUGAAACUCCUGGCGUACGCAGACGACCUGGCCCUCAUUUGCUCCAACAAACCAAGCAUAGUGACAGCUAUGUCACAUGUCGAAGACUACUGCCAUGUGUCUGGUGCUUCUGUGAAUAAGGCUAAAAGUAGUGGAUCGUGGUGCGGGGAGUGGGGAUCAACACCAGCCAAGUACGUGGACAUUGAAUGGUCUAGAAACAAACCGCAGCUUUUAGGGGUGCCACUCAGUGCGAUGGACAAUCCAAAGUCUAUGUGGGAUUCUGUAGGCACAAAGGUGAAGUCAGCUGUACAGUGUAUGUGGAGCCAACGAUACCUUUCUACACUUGGGAGGGUUGCCGUAUGCAAUAUCUUCCUUUUGUCAAGGCUAACAUACCUUCUACAGGUUAUGCAUUGUUCUAGAAUUACAGUUAAUGUUCAAUAGAGUUUUUGCGACAUUUAUUUGGAAUUCGCGCUGACGGUGGUCGGCCGACUGACACCUGAAGAUGCUCUAGACUACGCCAAGGUCAAGCUGGCGCUGUUCCAGCGAUUUCGUUACACUAAAGAAGGAUACCGCGAGAGGUUUCGCGACGCCAAACCCGAGGACGGCGAAACGAUGAGACAAUUUGCUGCUCGACUGGCAGGGUACUUUGAUAGAAGGCUCGAGAUAGCGGGAGUUGAGAAAACGUUCGAAUCACUGCGAGACAAUACCCUAGUGGAACAAUUUCUGUUGACAUGCUCGAGCAAGCUGACGGUCUUCCUGAGAGAGCGCGACUGUCAGAGGUUGGAUGACAUAGCAGCUAAAGCUGACCUCUUCUUGGAGGCCCAGCUGCAGCAUAGCACUGGUAAGCAAAAGCGAGACGAGGCGACAAACAGGCAAGACGCUGGAAACGAAGAUAAACACGCAAGGGGUGGUCUCCGAAAGAGUAUCCGCUGCUUCCUUUGUGGGAAGAUUGGGCACAAGGCAGAAAACUGCAGAAGUAACGGCCAAGCUAUGAGGUCACUGACAUGUUGGAAUUGCGGCCGUAGUGGUCACAAGGCAGAGAACUGUAAGGGAAGGCAGAGCGAGAAACAUCAGGCGUCGUGCUUGUACACGGUGCCAACAGAUAAUUGCGAAAACGCCGACGAUUCCUACGUCACCCUGGAUAAUGGUGACAAGAUACCGGUAGUGAAUGCGGUCAUGGGGAGGGCCCCGAAAUUUCUGUCGGAGAACAUGCCGGUAGUGGAAGGACGACUGGGAGAACACAAGAUAACGGUGUUAAGGGACACCGGCUGCAACACCGUGGUUGUUCGCAAAGAACUGGUCCCUCAAGAGAACCUAACUGGAAAGUCGAGUCCAGUGUUUUUAUUAGAUCAAACAGUUCGGUACCUGCCGGAGGCGGUUAUUGUGAUACGAACGCCCUACUACACGGGAAAGGAAAAGAACAAUGAAGACAAUCUCGGCGACUGCCUAGACAAGCCGAAGGAGAGAUUCGAAACGUGUUCGAACGCCAUCGGAGUCAACGUGGGCUGUCACAGGGCAAUGGAAGCAACCAAGAGCAUCGACGAGCUCCCGGAUGAGAAACCAGCCGUAGCUGCGUCCGCGAGCGAGGGGAGAGAAGCUGGAAGACCAAUAACAAAACUAGAACGCCCUCUGAAAGUCGCGCAGGUGUCAGUAACCGACACAACAGCCGAGGAACUCGGAAAGCAGCAGAAAGAGGACGCUACUCUUACGAAGUGUUUCAACGAUGUAGGGAAGACAACGAAGAAACACAAUUCCAGGACAAGGAUUCAGUUUUUGCUGAAGAACGACCUUCUAUACAGGAGCGUCGUAUACUCAUCCGGCAGAAGAUCAGAACAACUGGUUCUCCCAAAAAGGUUCAGGGCCGCUGCUGUAACUAUGGCACAUGACAGUGUUAUGUCCGGACACCAGGGGGCGAAGAACACCCUCAAUCUGGUGGCGGAAGAAUUAUUUUGGUCAUGUAUGCAAAGCGAAAUCAAAAGGUACGUUCGUUCCUGUGACGUGUGCCAACGCACCGUACCCAAAGGCAAGGUGGGCAAGGCCACCUUAGGAAGCAUGCCAAUCAUCGAGACACCUUUUCAAAGAGUCGCGAUAGAUAUCAUCGGUCCUAUAGUGCCUAUCGCAAGCUCGGGGAACAGGUAUAUUCUUACAAUGGUUGACAUGACCACGAGGUAUCCUGACGCAGUAGCGUUGAAGAGCAUUGGGUCCCAGCAGGUAGCCGAGGCGUUGGUUCAGAUGUUCACGCGGUAUGGAGUACCGGCAGAGAUCCUUAGCGAUCGCGGCACCAACUUUACCUCUGAGCUAAUGAGAGAGGUGAGCCGGCUUCUAUCGAUGAAGCAACUCUUAACCACACCCUAUCAUCCCAUCAGCAACGGCCUGGUCGAGAGGUUUAAUGGCACCAUCAAGCAGAUGCUAAGGAGGAUGUGCAAAGAAAGACCAAAGGAUUGGGAUAGAUAUCUCCCAGCUUUGCUUUUCGCCUACAGAGAGGUGCCCCAGGCUAGCCUCAGGUUCUCGCCAUUUGAACUGCUAUAUGGGAGAAGAGUACGAGGACCACUGGCCAUCCUCAAGGAGUUGUGGUCGAACGAAGCCCCGAAGGAAGACAUGAAGACGACAUAUGGAUACAUCUUGGAACUAAGGGAAAAACUAGAGGAAACAUGCAAGCUGGCGCAUGUAUGCCUGCAUGAAGCAAGGGAGAAGUAUAAGAAAUACUAUGACAGGAAGAGCUGCAACCGACAUAUGAAGCAAGGAGACCUGGCGCUCAUUCUGCUCCCCACCGAUCUGAACAAGAUGAUCAUGCAAUGGAAAGGUCCCUUCCCCGUAGUCGCAAGAAAGAAUGAUGUGGAUUACGAGUUAGACGUAGGAGGCAAGAAAAAGGUGUUUCACAUCAAUAUGCUUAAAAGAUAUGAAGAAAGAGAAGGAAGUCAACAAGGUAGGCAACAUUGCGGUAUGGUAAUGUAUUCUCAAGAGAAAGAUGAAGUCGCAAGCGAGCUAAGUUUUGAAGAUACAGAGGGAAUUCCUACGCCAAGCUGGACGAGGCAGCAAGGAUGGGAAGACGUCAACAUAAACGAACACUUGGAAUCCCAAAAGCGUGAUGAGAUACGAGAGCUGAUUAAGGACUUCAAAGAUAUAUUUUCGAACCUUCCAGGCAGGACGAGUCUGCUGACCUGUGACCUUCAACUGACUACGUCCCGACCAGAAAUGUGA
Molecule: messenger RNA, 3534 nt
Organism: Ixodes scapularis (black-legged tick)
Lineage: Eukaryota; Metazoa; Arthropoda; Arachnida; Ixodida; Ixodidae
Biological process (GO): DNA integration
Molecular function (GO): nucleic acid binding; zinc ion binding
Source: RefSeq, a predicted model, not a curated record